Uloborus diversus is the source of this 1179-nucleotide messenger RNA. Its product is annotated as zinc finger MYM-type protein 1-like. Gene Ontology annotation, molecular function: protein dimerization activity. The record is from RefSeq and is a predicted model, not a curated record. The transcript has a single exon. NCBI's taxonomy places the organism in Eukaryota, Metazoa, Arthropoda, Arachnida, Araneae, Uloboridae. Bases 1 to 1179 code for a protein of 392 amino acids.
AUGCGAUUCUGUGAAGAAAUAAAGGAGCUGAGAAAUGCUCUUAGCUUUGUCAAUUCAUUAUAUAACUUAAUAAAUGCAUCUGCAAAAAGGUUCGCAAUAUUUGAAAAUAUUUGCAAGAAAAGUGAAGGUUCAGUUUUUAGAAGAUUUUGUAGUUUGUCCAAAACACGUUGGACAGUUCGUCAUCAUGCUCUAUCAGUGGUGAUAGAAAAUUUGCAAGAGAUAAUUCAGACACUACUUAAAAUUUCCGAUGAUUCGUCAGAUGUAAAAAUAGCUAGUCAAGCAGAUGGCUUGCUGACAUUAGUAACGAACUUUGAAUUUAUAUUCUGUUUAAAAUUUUUGUUCCGUGUUUUAAGUGUGACUGAUAUUCUGUCAAAAGAAAUACAAAGCAUAACAUUGGACAUUUCAUCUUUUUUUUCAAAAGUCGAAGCACUGCUACACUGUUUAUCAUCUGAGAGAAAUGAUGAGUAUUUUAAGCGUAUUUGGGAGGAGACUGAGGAUGUAUGCAACAAACUCUCUUCUGACGGUUUCGAAAUUAGACAACCACACCUCCACCGGAAAAGAAAAGUGCCAAGAAGACUUGACGAUGGAAAUUUCCAAUCGGCAUUUUUUCCUACUUCUACAGAAGAGGCAUACAAAGUUAAUAUUUACUACCAAGGAUUAGACACUACCCUCUUCAAUUUAAGACAGAGAUUUUCUGAAAAUGAUUAUAGUAAAAUCAAAGUUAUUUCAGACAUACUUCUCAAUUUAAAAGAUCCCUUAAAUGAGUCCUCUGCAGAUCGCAUUAAAGAAUUUUACAAAAUGAAAUUUGAGGUUACCACACAGCUCCGAUUUUAUCACAACUAUGCAAAAUUAAACUUCAACAAUCUGUCUCCCACUCUAUCAGAAUUUGUAAAUUCAUUCCUGAAACACAACUUAUCAACUAGUAUCCCUUCUAUUUUGGAGCUGCUUGAAGUAGCACGGUCAUGGCCUAUCACUACAGCAAACGCAGAACGAUCGUUUUCCACUCUUCGCCGUCUAAAAACAUAUUUGAGGACUACUAUGGGGCAGGACAGAUUAAGCGGAUUAGCGUUAAUGGCUGUUGAACAGGAGGUUACAGCACAAUUGAUGGAGCCCAACGAGCUUGACAAUCUGGUAGAAAAAUUUGCAUCCUCAACCGAUCGAAGGCUCAAUUUCUACUGA